Musca domestica (house fly) is the source of this 3324-nucleotide messenger RNA. RefSeq names its product cytosolic endo-beta-N-acetylglucosaminidase. Gene Ontology annotation, biological process: protein deglycosylation. Gene Ontology annotation, molecular function: mannosyl-glycoprotein endo-beta-N-acetylglucosaminidase activity. The record is from RefSeq and is a predicted model, not a curated record. Gene Ontology annotation, cellular component: cytoplasm. The transcript is spliced from 5 exons. The coding region runs from base 195 to 2012 and encodes 605 amino acids. NCBI's taxonomy places the organism in Eukaryota, Metazoa, Arthropoda, Insecta, Diptera, Muscidae.
ACAAAAUCUCAAAAACACACAAUCAGUUUUGGACGUAAGCCAGAAAUAAAAAACAAGAAAAAAUAUAAAAAAAUAAUAAGUGGACGCGAGUGAAUGCAAAGACAAACGUAAACAUUUUGUUGUUAUUUCGUUUUAUUUAGUUUUUUUUUGUUGUAGUAAACAAACAGAGACAACGUGAUUAAAACGGCCCUAUAAUGUGUGAUAACAAAGAUGAGUGUUGCAAUAAAUUAGAAGCUGAAGCUAUUCACACCAAUGAACAGUUAUUGGCAUUCAAUGUGCGCAGCAAAGAUGUCAAUUGGCAUGAAUAUGUUACGCCCAAGAAACCCAGAUCCUCACCGGUCUAUCUACAGAGGCAGUUUAAUUUGAUUAGUAAUUAUCGUGAACCAAUUGGAAAUCAUAAUCGACGUAAGGUCUUGCUGUGCCAUGACAUGAUGGGCAAUUACUUGGAAGACAGACAUUAUCAUUCGUCGAAGAAAUAUGAUGACUAUCGUUUCUAUCACUGGUCAGCCGUGGAUUAUUUUUGUUAUUUUAGUCAUAAAUAUAUCACAAUACCACCUUGUGGUUGGAUAAAUGCUGCCCAUAAACAUGGUGUCUCUGUAUUGGGUACUUUCAUAACGGAGGGUUCGGAUGGAGCCAAACGUUUACACGACAUUCUGGCAUCAACGGAAAUGAUAGACAAUAUUGUGGACGCUAUGGUGAAAUUAUGCAAACAUUACCACUUUGAAGGUUGGCUCAUCAACGUUGAGUGCAAAGUGGAAUCGGAUUCAAUGGAAAAUUUAUAUUACUUUCUAAAUCGACUACGUGAAGCCGUCGAACAGCAUGUCGAGGCGGGUGUUGUCUUCUGGUAUGACAGUGUCAUCGAAACUGGUCAGUUGUCAUGGCAAAAUGAGCUCAAUGCCAAGAAUGUGCGUUUCUUUAGGUCAACCCAUGCCACGCUCAUAAAUUACAGCUGGGACGACAAGAGCCUUGAACAGACACGCUCACUGUGCGAACAGGAACGGGCUCACAGCCAAAGUGUUUUCUUUGGCAUUGAUGUAUUUGGCCGAAAUCAAAUUGCGAAAUUUCAAAGUAAACGAACCUUGGCACGCAUUGCCAAAAAUCGCUUUUCCGUUGGCAUCUUUGCCCCAGCCUGGACAUAUGAAACGUUGCAACAGUUCGGCUAUAAUAUAAAACAGGAGACGGGCGAUGAUGCUGUAAACGAGACGUUUCUACUGAGAAAUGAGAAAUUCUGGUGGCUGUUAUGGGAUCAUUUGGCAACACAUCCCUACAAUACGUUGGCAUUCUAUACGGACUUUUGUAUGGGUUCGGGCAAGCGAACCUAUGUAAGUGGCCUGCCCAAAGCGGCCGUGGAAGAUGGCAGUGAGGCGGCCGCCGGCGAAUCGGAGGGAUUUUUCAAUUUAUCGCGGCAAUCGUUGCAACCAUCAGUGCCAUUGCACGACUUGGCGACACGACACUAUGAUGAUGCCUUCAACGGCGGCUCCUGUCUUCGCAUUAGCCAGUGUGACAGCAGUUUUCGUUUGUUUGCCACCGAUUUUAAACUUCCCGGCGGUGGUUUGGUGUUUGCCUAUGCCUACAAACUCAGCCCCCAGGAUGGUGAAUUCGAUUGUAUUCUGCGUUUUUGUACCAGCAAUAAUGCCCGUGAUUGUUAUUUGUUUCUGGGAGAUUACUACGAUACAGUGAGUUUACAGCGAGGACGCUGUUAUGUGUCACCGUUUAAACCCAAAUACAAUGAGCUAUUGAGUGGUCCAUUGGAAUGUCCACAGAUACCAAAGGAUAUGGCCUUCCCGGAUUUCCAGGCGAAUGGUUGGCGUGUUCGCUAUUAUGUUGUGGAGUUUGAUGGUGGCAUACAGGUCAAAGAUAUUGGUGUGCUGUAUCGUAAAACGCCUGAGGCUCGCGACACCGCCUACUUGGGUGCAGUCUACCUGAAUGAAUUCAAUGUUAAUCAUCAUGAUUUCCCCGUUGAUAGUAAUAUUGCCUUAAUACAGGUCUAUGGAGGAGAUUUACUUAACUGACAAGAGGAAGUGCGGACCAUUAUAACGGAUGACGAUGAUGAUGAAGAAGAUAUUUAGUCAUAAAUCGGAAAUGAAACAAGAAAAAACAAAUUAAACACAAAAAAGCUUUUAUCGAUAGCUAUAAGAAGGAGAGGGGAGAAGGAAAUGGAGGCAGGGAAUUUUUAGUCUGGAGUAGUACAAGAAGUUCAUGAGUUAACAAAAUUUUCGAUGUGUGGUGAUUUAGUCCAAUUUGUUGAAGUUUUUUUACAGAAUUCGAAACAAUUGAAAUUUUCAAGAUCUUAUUCAAAUUCCAUGGAAGUUUCCUUUAUACCCUACAACGUAAUGGUAUUAUGUCGUAGUGCAUUUGUUUGUAAUGUGGAGAAGGAAGCGAGAUAGACCCAUAGUUACUUUUGAGGAUCUUCAUAGAAUCAGUUUCUGAGUGGAUUUAUGCAUGUCAGUCCGUCCCUGUAUUUUUGUAAAAAAUGCAGGUCGCAUUUAUUAUCCUAUUGAAAUGAAAUUUCGCAAACAACAUUUGUUUGAAAUUGGUGAGGAUCGCUUCAAAUCUAGAUAUAGCUCCCAUAUAUAUAUAUAUUCAUCCCAUUUCGGGUUAAUUUUGCACCAAAUAGCCAAUAUCAGUCCAAAUUACCUGAAUUUUGACACAUCAGGUGGAAUUCAGUCUAGAAGUGAGUACAUCAAAUUUGGUGAAAAUGGCAUCAGGUAUAACUAUAGCUCACCUAUAUAUGUUUCAUCCGAUGUUCUAGUUUUAAGUCCCUCACAUUCGUAAUAUGCACUCCACAGGAAUGACAUUUGGUACCAGAUAUCAGAUGCAGCCCAGAAAACCCUCUGUCAAAUUUUAUCGAGAUUGGAUCAGAUUUGGAUAUAGCUCCCAUAUAUAUCUUUAUCCGAUAUCAGGUUUAUUGUGCACCAAAUUGCUAGUAUCAGCCCAAUUGAUCUGAAUUGUGGCAAUUCCAACUAAAUUCGUCCUAAAAACAAGUACUACAAAUUUGGUGAAAAUCGGUUCAGAUUUAGCUAUAGCUCCCAUACAUAUGUUUCAUCCAAUUUGGGAUUUUAAGUCCCUCACAUGCGUAAUAUACACCCCCACAACAAUGAUCUUUGGUACCAGAUAUCAGAUACAGCUCAGAAAUAAGUGUUUAAAAUUUUGUCUAGAUCGGUUCAGAUUUGCAUAUUUCUCCCAUGUAUAUAUCGUUAUCCGGUUUCAGGGUUUUUGUGCGCCAAAUUGCUAAUAUCAACCCAAAUGAACUAAAUCUUGGCAAUUCCACCUGAAUUCGUCUUAGAAACAAGUACUUUAAAUUUUUGUGAAAAUCAGUUCAGA